UUCAAUUAGUUUCUUUGAAGUCUUAAUUCAAUCUUUGUUUUUGGUUUAAAGUGCGUAGAUACUAAUUUUAGACACAACGGAGAUGGUACAGAAAAAGAAAACCCUGAGGUCGAUUUUGAACAGAUAUCAAUUAUGGAAUCGAGUUUUAUUUAAAGGAGAGCAACCAAUUGAUACUUCAAUGGAUUUUAGUCUUGUGGUUUUAAGAGCUAUAGGAUUUUGGCCCUCGAAAUUUUCCGAAGAAACCCUCACCUAUACAAUUGGCAAUAGUAUUCUGAUGUUCAUGCUGACAUUUUUCAUCCUCACCAUAACUGCUGAUCUUUAUGAAGCCUCAUCAGAUAUUAUUAUGUUCGGAGAAGAUUUAUGCGUCUUAGUUGGACUCUAUUUAAUUUUUCUAAAAAUUAUCCUAUACCGAAUUUAUAAAUCAAACAUCCAACGAAUUGUCGAAGAAUUUCAUUGUCUACUCAAAAAAUUCGCUUUUGGAUCUACGGCCAUUCGAAAGAUCCAAAGACAAAGUUACAUUCGUGAUAUUGUAAUUUUCAAUACUUUUGUUGUUUUGGGAAAUUUUCUUUUUGUGGCAUUAGCUUUUCAACCAAUCUUUUCCGGGGAACCAAGAACUUUACCAUUUCGUGCAAAAUAUCCAUUUUCCAUUGAUGAUCAGCUAAGAUUUCAAAUAGUCUACGGUUUUCAAUGUUUUUGUACUUUGGUUUGCAUUAAAAUUAUAGUUUAUAUUGAUAAUGUUGGAUGUUUGAUAAUUAAUCAGACGGCUGCUAAUUUGGAAAUAAUUUGUGAGAAAAUUAGAGAAUUUAGAGGAAAGAAAAUGAGCCGUGAAGACUUGGGUGCAAUAAUCGUGGAUCAUCAGAGGAUUAUCAAGUUAAUCGAUUAUGUUAACAAAUACUACUACUAUAACUUUGUUGGACAAGUUGGAGCCAGCACUUUCUUAAUAUGUUUGACAGCUUUUGAAGCGCAACUUGCUAAAGAUCAACCUUUGGUGGCUUUGAAGUUUCAAGUUUUCAUGUUUUCGUCAUUUAUGCAACUUUUCUAUUGGUGUUGGGUGGGAAACCAAGUACGAUUUAACUCAAUAGAAGUUGGUGUUGCUGCUUAUGAAACUGAAUGGAUUUCACAGUCACCAUCUUUCAGAAGAGAUUUGAUGUUUCUUAUUUUAAGAGCUCAAAAACCUCUGUCAUUUAGGGCGCAACCAUUGUAUGGAUUUGACUUUGAAGCAUUUUCUAAAAUACUCAGUUCUUCUUAUUCGUUUUUUACAAUGUUGAGGACAAUAAGUGAUUAAAGAACUAACAUGGGGAUGAUACAUUUUCAAGAAGAAAUUACGAGUUAUUUCAUUUCUCAAGAAGAGUUAUAGUUGAAAAAUUGUUUUUCAUAUUUUAAUAAAUUGCACAAGUCUCUCUCAUAUU
Messenger RNA from Eupeodes corollae, 1409 nucleotides. RefSeq names its product odorant receptor 47b (gene Or47b). Lineage: Eukaryota; Metazoa; Arthropoda; Insecta; Diptera; Syrphidae. Gene Ontology annotation, molecular function: odorant binding; olfactory receptor activity. Gene Ontology annotation, biological process: detection of chemical stimulus involved in sensory perception of smell; sensory perception of smell. The transcript is spliced from 6 exons. The record is from RefSeq and is a predicted model, not a curated record. The coding region runs from base 83 to 1285 and encodes 400 amino acids. Gene Ontology annotation, cellular component: plasma membrane.